This is a messenger RNA of Cheilinus undulatus (humphead wrasse), 6504 nucleotides long. RefSeq names its product NLR family CARD domain-containing protein 3-like. Lineage: Eukaryota; Metazoa; Chordata; Actinopteri; Labriformes; Labridae. Bases 101 to 3535 code for a protein of 1144 amino acids. The record is from RefSeq and is a predicted model, not a curated record. The transcript is spliced from 14 exons. Gene Ontology annotation, molecular function: protein binding.
UUUCCUGCUGCCAGUCUCAAGUGGACACUCGCGGCUUGGCUGUGUCGCACUUUCACCCCGUGUAAAGGUGUCAAAUUGAGGUGAAGGCUGGAGUUGGUCUAUGGAUCAGAGUGAGGACAGAGAGGAGGACGUCCCCUCCUCUAAAAAGAAGAGGAUUGAUGAGAGUCCAUUUGCUACCAGUUGUUUGUCCAUGAAAACCAACAAGUCCAAGGAUGUUCCUCUCAUGUUCGGACAAGCUGCUGAUGAAAGGAUUGACUGGAGGCCAGCUGAACCCAGCUGUGUUGGGAGUCAUGAAUCCAAGGAUGUUCCUCUCCAUUUUGGGCUGUCUGCAGAUGAAAGGAUUACUCUGACAGCAGAUUAUUUAUCCAUGAAAAGUGACUGGUCCAAGGAUGUUCCUCUCCAAUUAGGACAAUCUGCAGAUGAAAGACCCCUGCAGCAGAGACCAGACUCUCCUGUGCCCACCUGUCUCUCCCUUAAGUCAAAGGAACCGUUUCCUUUGUUUAAAGGAGAACCCCCGUCUGCUGAUCAGAUUGAUGACCAGCAGAGUCCCAGUUCUCAGUCUGCUCAAACAGAUCUGGACUCCAUAUUCACGCUGCUGGAAAAACACGUUAUUACCUUUGUGAAGGAUGAGCUGAAGGAGAUGCAGAAGGUUCUGGAAGAAUCAGAUUUCACCAAGAGGCAGAGAGGAGACGACGAAGCACUGACGAACAGCAAAGAAGCUGUUCUGAAGAUUGCUCAGAACUUUCUGAGGAGGAUGAAGCAGGAGGAGCUGGCUGACUAUCUGCAGAUCAGAUAUCCUCUUCAGGUUUGUGCGCUGCAUAAGCACAAAUCUAGCCUGAAGGAUAGGUUCCAGCACAUUUUCGAGGGGAUUGGUAAUAUAGGGAACCGGACCUUCCUGAACCAGAUCUACACAGAGCUCUACAUCACAGAGGGAGGGACAGGUGGGCUCAACGAUCAGCACGAGGUCAGAGUGAUUGAAACGGUAUCCAGGAAACAAUCCAAAACAGAAACAACAAUAAGACAGGAGGACAUUUUUAAAGCUUCCUGUGAAAGAGACGGACCAAUCAGAAAAGUGAUGACGAAGGGUGUGGCUGGCAUCGGGAAAACUGUCUUAACGCAGAAAUUCGCUCUGGACUGGGCCGAAGACAAAGCCAACCAGAGCAUCCAGCUCAUGUUCCCUUUCACUUUCAGAGAGCUGAAUGUCCUGAAGAACAGACGGUACAGCUUGGUGGAACUUGUUCAUCAUUUCUUCCCUGAGACUAAAAGAGCAAGAAUCAGGAGGUUUGAAGAGUACCAGGUCGUCUUCAUCUUUGACGGUCUGGAUGAGUGUCGGCUUCUUCUGGACUUCCACAAUAAUGAGACUCUGACUGAUGUUACAGAGCCAUCAUCUGUCGACGUGCUGCUGACGAACCUCAUCAAGGGGAACCUGCUUCCUGAUGCUCGCCUCUGGAUAACCACACGACCUGCAGCAGCCAGUCAGAUCCCUCCUGAGUAUGUAGACCGGGUGACUGAGGUCCGAGGGUUCUCUGACGCGCAGAAGGAGGAGUACUUCAAGAAGAGAUUCAGCAAUAAGAAUCAAGCCAGCAGAAUCAUCUCCCAGAUCAAGAUGUCUCCAGUCCUCCACAUCAUGUGCCACAUCCCAGUCUUCUGCUGGAUCACAGCCACAGUUUCUGAGGACGUGUUCACAACCAGAGAGGAGGGUGAUCUGCCCAAGACCCUGACUGAGCUGUACAUCCACUUACUAGUGGUUCAGACCAAACAGAAGGGCAUCAAGUAUGAUGGAGGAGGUGGCACAGACUCACACUGGAAUAAAGUAAGCAGAGAGAUGAUGGUGUCUCUGGGAAAACUGGCCUUUGAGCAUCUGCAGAAAGGAAACCUGGUUUUCUAUGAAUCUGACCUGAUAGAGUGUGGCAUCGAUGUCAAAGCAGCCCCGCUGACUUCAGGAGUGUUCACACAGAUCUUUAAAGAGGAAAAAGGACUGUACCAAGACCGGGUGUUCUGCUUCAUCCAUCUGAGUGUUCAGGAGUUCCUGGCUGCUCUUCAUGUCCACAUGAUGUUCUUUAACUCUGGAGUUAAUCUGCUAUCUAAAGAGGAAAUCACAUCCAAUCACUCUCAGAUGAAAAACCACAAAGCUGCAGCAGCACACUUCUACCAGAGUGCUGUGGACCAGGCUUUACAGAGUCCAAAUGGACACCUGGACUUGUUCCUCCGCUUCCUCCUUGGUCUCUCUCUUCAGGAAAACCAGACUCUCCUCAAAGGCCUGCUGACACUGACAGAAGGUAGAAGAGAGGAAACGGUCCAGUACAUCAAGAAGAUGGUCAGUGAAGAUAUCUCCUCAGAGAAAAGCAUCAACAUGUUCCACUGUCUGAAUGAACUGAAUGAUCGUUCUCUAGUGGAGGAGAUCCAGCAGGCUCUGAGAUCCGGACGGCUGUCAGCAGAUGAACUGUCUCCUGCUCAGUGGUCAGCUCUGGUCUUCAUCCUGCUGUCAUCAGGAAAAGACUUGGACGUGUUUGACCUGAAGAACUACUCGACUUCAGACGAGGCUCUUCUCAGGCUGCUGCCAGUGGUGAAAUUCUCAAACAAAGCUCUGUUGAGUGGCUGUAACCUCUCAGAGAAAAGCUGUGAAGCUCUGUCUUCAGUCCUGAGCUGUCCAUCCUCCAGUCUCAGAGACCUGGACCUGAGUAACAACAAUCUUCACGAUUCAGGAGUAAAGCUACUGGCUGAAGGACUCGCGAGUCCAAAUUGUGCACUGGAGAUUAUCAGGCUGUCCGGCUGCCUGAUCACAGAACAAGGCUGUGCUUCUCUGGCCUCAGCACUGACCUCCAACCCUUCUCAUCUGAGAGAGCUGGACCUGAGCUACAAUCAUCCAGGAGAAACCAUAGAGAAGAUGCUGUCUGCUGGAGUAGAUAAUCCAGAGUGGUCGCUCAGGUCAGACCCUUGUGGAGCCCAGUGGUUGAGACCAGACCUGAAGAAGUAUUCCUCUCGCCUCAUUUUUGACACAAACACAGUGAACGGAAACAUCCAACUAUCCAAUGGGAACAGAACGGGGACAUACCUGGAGCAGGAUCAGUCCUAUCCUGAACAUCCAGACAGGUUUGACAAGUGUCCUCAGUUGCUGUGUGAAUCUGAGCUGACUGGUCGCUGUUACUGGGAGGUGGAGUGGACCGGACUGGUGUACGUCUCCGUGAGCUACAGAGGAAUCAGCAGGAGGGGAGACAGAUUCGACAGCAGGUUUGGCAGGAAUGAUCAGUCCUGGAGUCUGGAGUGCUCUGAAGAUGGCUACUGCUUCUGGCACAACAACAAAGCCGAGUACAUCACAGUCACCUCCUCCUCCUCCUCCUCUUCCUCCUCCAAUAGAGUAGCAGUGUACUUGGACUAUCCUGCUGGUACUCUGUCCUUCUACAAAACCUCAGACGACAAAAUGAUCAACCUCCACACCUCUGAAACCACAUUCACUGAGCCGGUUUAUCCAGGGCUUGGGUUGGGUUUCUGGCCUAACAGAUAUGGAUCUUCAGCAUCUCUGUGCUCUCUGUAGGAGGAGUGAUCUCCAACAGUAAAACACUUUCCUGAAAGGUUUUACUGUAUAAAAUCAAGUUCCUGGUCUCAGUUUGAUUGGAGGAUAAGGGAAUGGACUGUCUAUGAGACUAUGACUGUAGUAGGAGCUGAGUCCUUCUGAGGAGGGAGAAUAAGGAAAUAAAGACUCAUUUAAAUGUAAAGGGAAGAACACAGGAGGAAAGGACUGCACAAUAAUUUGCAUUUUUAUUUUCUAGUGAUAGGAGCUUUUGCAAUAAGCACAUUUCUUUAGUCAGAAUUUAUCACACUACAUUAGAAAAAAAAAGUUCGGUAAAAAAGCAAUUCUUUCUCACUCAGCAUGUGCGCACUUUACACUAUUUUCACACAGUUAGGUCAAAUUCCAGCUGCUUAUCAGCUACCCUCUGAGUCACUGAUGCUUCAGUGGUUAAAUAAAAAGCCUGAUUUAUUCCGAACUCAUGAGAGACAUGUCGCAGACAUGUGGUAGAGUGCCUCACAUGUUUUUCCCUCAUGGUGCAGGCCUAAAAAUACAUAUGAAAAGGGUGAAUAAUUACCAGCGUUUCAACUGUGAUGCAUCUAGCCUAGAAGUUUAAGACAUGCCAUCAAGGAUUUGACAUGCUCACUUAUUCCUUCAAAUAUUCGCCAUCAGCCACAAUAUCAUACAGCAGGGGUGCCCAAAUUUUUACAGACAGGGCGGCAUACAGAAAAAUAUAAGUGUGACUGAGCCAGCUUGAUAUAUAUCUUACCUUUAGUAUGUAUAAGUUAACAAAACCAACUCAGCAGGGGUUAAGAUAUGCUUAGAAAGUCAAUAUAAUCAAAGGAAAAACAGGCCAUAAUCAUUUUAACAUUUAUGGCUGACAGGCAUAUGCCAAUAAUUGUUAGGGAUUAUGAGGUGGCCAUCAGAUCUCAGGGGGACCCUGUGUAGCCCUGCUAGCUCUGGAUCCGCCCCUGGUACGGAUGUGAACAACACUGAGCAGCAGAGAGGGGAGACACUGAUGGCUCACAUUCAGACACAAAACAAAGGCAAACUGCACCUGUGGCAACAGGUCUGAUUGAAACACCUGAAUUCAACAACCAACAGGUGAGGCCAAAUACUUCACCCUGCAUAUAAUGUAAAUUUAUGACAUCCCUGGUUUGUCCAGUUAAGAGACAGUCCAAACAGACACUAAUAUACACCUAGAAUUUUAUUUAGUUUUUCCUUAUCAGCUGGUAGAGCCCUCUGUUCACCCUGAAUUUUGGCUAGUGCUGCUACUCCUGAAGUCGUUUUUCUUUGUUUUGUUUUUUGUUUUGUUUUGUUUUGUUUUUUUUUAACUUCAGAUGAUUUAAAUAGGAAAAUGCACCUCUAAGACCACAAACACCAAAAAAGUGUGUGGUCACUGUUAAGAUUGUUGUUGGUAAAAGCUGGCACCUCAUAGGUCACCUGCCUCCAGAUCAGCCAAUAGGACAGUUCAGUCGCAGUUGCCAGAUUCAUCCUGUAGAGGGCAGCUGCUUUGUACAUUUCUAACAAAUUGAGUAGAUGUUUUACUAAAUUGAUCAACAUCACCUCUCAGUACUCAUAAACAGAGGUUUUUGACUGAAAUUCAUGUCCUGGGAGUUUAGCUCUUUAAAGUCAAGAAUAAUCAGUUAUGAUUAUAAGUGUCACAUAAUAAUUCUCAUAUUUGAGCCCUAAAACUGCAUUUAUUUGUACAACUUUUACAUUUUACAUACAACUUUUUCAUUUGCAGCAUUUGCUGCAGAAGGAAAAAGUGUUAAAAAGGAAUGACAUUAAAUGGAUUUAACAUGACAGCUUGUUUUGGAUUUUUUUAAAAAGAAAAAAAAAGAGGGAAAGUAUUUUUAUGACAGUACGGUUUUUAUCUGAUAAAUGUUUGAGUCUUUGUCUUGAAUUAUUGAAUUUGUGAUUCUAAAGACACAUUAAAACAACUGAGGGAAAAGGUUAAGAUUUCAAACAAAAGUCUUCAGGUACUAAUAGCUUAAAGAAGCUGCAUUAGCAUGAGACACUGUAGUUAUUAAAGGUCACAUAUUUUACCCCUUUAAGACAAGUUCAUAUUGGUCUCAGAGGUCCCCAAAACAUGCCUGUGAAGGUUAUUGUUAAAAAAAAACUCUCCAGUAUUUUUGCACGUCUAAAAACCCCUCUGUUUCAGCCCUGCUCAGGACGAGCUUUUUUUUUGUUUGUGGAUUUAAAUGUUAACGAGCUGCCUGACUCCGCCCCUGACCACGCCCCCUGUCAUUUAAUGUCUGUCCUGAUCCUCCAAGGAUCAGAGGAAGAGGGCAGAACUUUCUUCCAAUCAGGGAGAACUUGGGGGCGGGCUAACUCCCCACAUGACAUCAUGAGGGGAAAAUCUGAGAACGCCCCACUCCAACACAUAUUUAUAUGUGACCUUUAAAUGCAGUUAUUACCCAGGUAGGGUGGAGAGGCCAUUUCUAAAACAUAUCAUGGUCCAUUAUUGUAUAAAAAUGUAUAUUUGAUGUUUUUUGUGAUAACUAUAUCUCAGUUAUAUCUAUUGUUCUUGUUUAUUCAGCUGUACCUCGAUUCACAUUUUUCUUAUUGUCUAUUUAUUAGUUCUUGUAAACUUUUUGAUGUUUCACACCUCGUCUACACGGUAUAUUUAUUCAUAACCUUAACCUCUUGACUUUUCGUCAGCCAUGCCCUAAGGGAAACCCUGUACAGUCAAAACUCAACAUGAGUGCUACUUGUUUCAUAUUUUUUAGAUGUUCUUUAUUGUAUUGAAGCCUAUUUAGUAAAUUCUUGUCUUCCUUUUACAGAUUUUAGAGAUGUAGACUCUGAGUUGGUCUAAACUAAUUAUUAGCAUUAGCAGCACCAGCUGGUUGACUGAUCACACCUGGCCAGCUAUCUGCCUUUGUCUUUGGCCCUGUCCCAAUCACCAGCCCUGAGGCCAAGGUACUGAGCAGAGACAGACUUUAACAGCAUCAGCUCUACAGAGUGUGAGUGAAAACAAAUAAACUGUAAAUGAU